Molecule: messenger RNA, 1769 nt
Organism: Xenopus laevis (African clawed frog)
Lineage: Eukaryota; Metazoa; Chordata; Amphibia; Anura; Pipidae
Gene: znf706l.L
Product: zinc finger protein 706 like L homeolog
Biological process (GO): regulation of DNA-templated transcription
Cellular component (GO): nucleus; cytoplasm
Source: RefSeq, marked provisional
GAGAUAUAGCAACAGUCGCUGUUUGGGUGGUGGUGGUGGAGGAGGUAGUGGUGACCUAAAGAUCGAUCAUGGCCCGUGGACAGCAAAAGAUUCAAUCUCAGCAGAAGAAUGCAAAGAAACAAGCAGAAAAGAAAAAACAUGGCAACGAUCAGAAGGCUGCGGCUAAGGCUGCCCUGGUAUUCACCUGCCCUGUGUGCAGGACACAAAUGCCGGAUCCUAAAACAUUCAAGCAGCACUUUGAAAGUAAACACCCCAAGUCUCCAAUGCCCCCUGAGCUAGAAGAUGUGCAGGCAUAACGGAAUCUGGUGAUGUGUCUUCGCUGAUGAAUGUGCUGAAUAAAGUGGGCUUGGAAUCUUUGAGAGUGUCUCCCAUUUUUGGCUGCCACUAUCCCCUUCUCACCUUACCUGUCCUAAUGGAGCUAGUGAUGUGACAUUCUGGACUGUGUUUUCACAGCAACUACUAAUGUGUACUAUUUUAGAAUCUUACAUGGUUUUUUUUUUUGGUUUUUUUUCCCUCUAUCCACUAGUUUUUUGUGCAUGGGGUUUACUAUCGGAUGAGCAGCAGAGUUUUGGACAAAUACCACAACUAUUUUUGUAACAGUCUGAUGAGUUUAUUAGUAAAUUGUGAUGUUCUGACUAGGGUAAAAGUGGAGCUAUCUGAAUCUUUAAGCAGCUGUUCAGAGGCUACAGUAACAUCCAGUGUAAAACCUCUUAAAAGAAAGCCAAAUCUUGUGCAAAGCUCUGUAACCCAUGCUCUCUCUAUUGGACUUGCCCACCUUGUGGCUGCAUCUUUAUCUUGGAAGGUAAAGAUUUCCAGGCUGACCGUGGCCCUUAUUAACAAGCUGCCAGGUAUUUCCUAACACAUUCGUUUUUUCUUGCUGCCAGCUCCUCCAACACAAACAUGGAGCCCCACAGUAAAGGACAUUACAAUUUUAUUUAUAAGAAUAUCCAAUUAUCUCAAGGUGUAUACAAUGCAGUAUUUCAUUUUAGACAAAAUGGCAAGCAUCACUUGGAGUAGAUGCAUACAGUGCCGUUCUUACAUGGACAAAUGAAUGGUUCCAAGUGCACGCUGGCCCAAUUGCUUUUGAGUUACAGUUGCCCCUCACCCAUUAUGAAAGUGACUACUUAAUGUCUCAUUCCAUUUAAUGACCAAACCUUGUUCAUUUAUUUUUUUCCUAGUUCUAAUGCAUUUAUUGCUGUGUUGUUUAACCCUACAGACUUCGUGGUGAAAAAUGAUGCUACUAUAUAUGUAUCUCAUUUUGGAACUUUAUAUUGCCCUUAUCAUGCUUUUGCAGAAACUGUUUUAACUGGGAUUGUACCACUAAAGCAUCAGUACACCGUAUGCCCACUGGAACAUGUGGCUACCAGAAAAAAAAACUGGGGGUUACAGAAAAGGAAUUGUGCCAAAUGUGCUUUUGCUGUCCCCGGUGGCAUAACUUUGGAAAUUACAUACAGUUAUUGCAAGAGUUUCAGGAAUGAAAGGGUCACUGAAAUUUAGGUUUGUCAGGUCACCUCUGGCAUCUACCUGUUUUAUAUACCUAAAAAUAACCCUCCCUGAUACAAUAUUAAUCACAUAAUGAAUCUUUUUAACUUGUGCUAGGGAACAUCUCAGCCAGCAGUCUGUUUCAUGCUCCUGCCAUAAGGGCUGACUUCUCAGUUCUCCCCGUUAGAGAUUUUAAAGUCUUUCAGAUACAGAUGCAGUUAUAAAUAAGUUAUUUUGUGUAACUGCCAAAACAACCUUUCUGUAAUAAAAGCUUAAUUUGAAUUGUA